Dothidotthia symphoricarpi CBS 119687 is the source of this 666-nucleotide messenger RNA. RefSeq lists its product as uncharacterized. The transcript is spliced from 2 exons. Bases 172 to 375 code for a protein of 67 amino acids. NCBI's taxonomy places the organism in Eukaryota, Fungi, Ascomycota, Dothideomycetes, Pleosporales, Dothidotthiaceae. The record is from RefSeq and is a predicted model, not a curated record.
UGCUUUUCUGUACUCUGCCGCUCGUGAACGACCCGCCUGGUCAUCAUUGCAACGCCGUAAAUCCAGCCUGAACGCCAAGACGGUCUAUGUCUUACACGCAAACAGACAUCAUGCAAGGGGCCAUCAUCAAAGGCGCAAGCAACUAAUCAAUCUCUUCACAGUGCGGAGCACAUGUGUACUGUCGCAGCCUUCAAAGUCAUUCCAGAUUCUUCGCCAGAACGACUAGUCGCUCCUCCGCCUUACUUCUUCAGCAAAGAGUCUCCCUUCGUCGUGAUCGCAAUCUCUUGCGGCGCAGACUUGACGGGACUGAGCCGUAGUGGCCAGAUCCCUGUUCGCUCUUCUGUCCAUCAGGGGAACUCCUCAGCUGUGUCGUAGGGCACGUCGUGAUUUUAGACGAUGGUUGACUAUAGAACAGAGGUUCCCGUCCAAGCAGAGAACCUCCGAUUAGUAUUCAUCACGCUAAUUCGCGCAACAUCUUCUUUGCCGGGCUUGACUGGAAUACACUACAACUCAACGUGACAUUUCGCAUCAAUGAGCUCCAUCUCCAAUAGCAUGACUACUUAGGGCGAUUUCGCAUGAUCUGGCGGCGAUGAUGAAGAGGCAUAUAUCUAAGCUCUUUGGAAGUCCAGUCGAAUAGCCCGCAUUUCCACGAACCGCUCUCAUCGA